Molecule: messenger RNA, 8577 nt
Organism: Rhea pennata
Lineage: Eukaryota; Metazoa; Chordata; Aves; Rheiformes; Rheidae
Gene: DSEL
Product: dermatan sulfate epimerase like
Exons: 2
Coding region: 1371-5021 (1216 amino acids)
Molecular function (GO): chondroitin-glucuronate 5-epimerase activity; sulfotransferase activity
Source: RefSeq, a predicted model, not a curated record
CCGGCGCACCGCCGCUCCGCGCCGCGCUGCAGGGGGGCUGGCUCCCCGCCUGCUCCCCCCAGCACGCUCCCGCCUCCCGCCCCGAGGGCUGUUUCUGCGAGUUUGCCGCGCCCCCCCCGUCCUUCGCCGGCGCGCGCGGCUCUGCCCGGCGCUCCUCGCAGCAGCUCCCCCGCGCUUCACUCCGGGGAGCUGCUGGAGAAGGGCGGAGACCCGAAGUUGCGGCCAGCCCGACUGAAAAGUAGCGGCAGCGCCGGAGGGGCCGGAGCCGAGCCGAGCUGAGCCGAGAGGGGCCGGGGCAGCGCGCCGCCACCCGCAGCGCCCGCCGGCCGCGGUCGGGUCUGGCCCGGCGCCGCCCGCCCGUGCGGCCGCGGGACGUCGGCCGGCACCGCUGGGAAAGAAACAGCAUGCAAAGUGGACAGAAAACCGAAACUGCUCUUGUAGAAAAAAGCGCUGGCUUUCUGGCUCUCUUACAUGUUUCCAUUUUACUUCAUAAUGGGAGGCACAGGAUUAUUUGAAUCAUAGAAACAGCAUUUAGGCAUCAUUGGCUGAAGAUAAGAUGAAAGAAGACUUGAAAAUAUGUCGAUACUCUAUGACUAUUAAUUCAGACAUACCUUUCACAAACAGAGGGGAACAGUGGUUAAAAACAUUGCAGUUUCAUCAAAAGAAGCUAAUGGAUGAUUUCUGUUGAUUUCUUUCUUUUUUUCCCUUCCAUUCUCCCAUGAGAAAACAAAAAUAUGAAGGAAAGAAUGUGUGUACAAACAGAGACAGGAGAAGGCUGAAGAGAGUAACUUAAGGUUUUGAGUCUGUUUUACAAGUGCUGUAACUUACCUAAUUCAACAAAUGCAAAGCAUUGUUUUGAAUAAAUUCUAUGAUUUUGUGAUCAGUGGAGUUUUUUUGUGAGCCCUAGAAGUGGAAUUUGACCUGAGUGAAAGAUUUAAAAAAGUAAAUGUAUGACUCUUAAUUCCUAUUUUAAAAACAAAUUUUUCCGGUGUUUCCCACUUAGGAAUACAGUGUUUCAGUCUCUUACAGUGUGUUGUCAACCUGUGGUUUGAGUGAAAAAUCUUAGAAUUUUUACUUUCCUUCCAGUUUUAGUAUUUAUACUUUAGUGCUGUAUUUGAGAAAAGUGUGAAUAGACAAGAUAGUUGUGAUUUAACUUUUCAACAGCCACACUAUUUUCAGUGUCGUACUUCAGAUUACCAGUAAACUAAGUAUCUGUUAGAAUUUACAGUACAAGCUAAGUCUUUUUUUUUUUAAGAAAAAGAAAAAUGCCUUAAGAUUGUUUUUUAACUGACUGGAUCAAAACGUGAUAUCUGAAUAUUGUAUUUUGUUAGGAAAUGCAUGCCUGAAGGAAAGAAACUGCCUAAUGGAUCAUGGCUUUGAUGUUUACAGGACAUACCUUAUUCCUAGCAUUAAUGAUCUUUGCUGUCUUCACUUUUGAAGAAUCAGUAAGCAAUUACUCUGACUGGGUGACUUUCAUAGAAAAUGUAGAUCGGUAUGAGAAACAGAAACUGCAAGAUCUUAGUGGUGAGCAGAAGCCGGAAAAAAAUGAUCUUCAUCCAAGCUUGUAUUUCGAUGCUGAAGAUGUUCAGGCAUUGAGGCAGAAGGCUCAUACAAGCCAUUUGCAUCUAUUUAGAGCUAUCAGAAGUGCAGUGACAGUUAUGCUAUCCAACCCAUUAUACUACCUACCUCCACCCAAGCAUGUUGAUUUUGCUGCAAAGUGGAAUGAGAUUUAUGGUAACAAUCUGCCACCUCUAGCAUUUUAUUGUUUGCUGUGCCCCGAAGAUAAAGCUGCAUUUGAUUUUGUCCUAGAAUAUAUGGAUAGAAUGGCUGGUUACAAAAACUGGUUGGUUGAGAAUGCACCUGGAGAUGAAGUGCCACUUGGUCACUCCCUAACAGGAUUUGCCACUGCUUUUGACUUCUUGUAUAAUUCACUGGAAAAUGUGAGAAGACAAAAAUACCUGGAGAAGAUACGGUCUGUAAGCGAGGAAAUGUAUGAGUACUCAAAGGUUCGUGCAUGGGGAAAGCAACUUCUGCAUAAUCACCAAGCAACUAAUAUGCUUGCUUUACUUACUGGCGCCUUAGUUACAGGUGUGGACAAGGAACCUCAGGCAAAUAUUUGGAAACAUACUGUUGUUGAUGCAAUGGAGAAAACAAUGUUUCUACUCAAUCAUAUUGUAGAUGGAUCUCUGGAUGAGGGAGUAGCUUAUGGAAGUUACACAGCCAAGUCAGUGACCCAGUAUGUUUUCCUGGCCCAGCGCCACUUUGGUAUUAACAACUUGGAUAAUAAUUGGCUCAGAAUGCACUUUUGGUUUUACUAUGCCACCCUGUUACCAGGCUUUCAGAGGACUGUGGGCAUAGCGGAUUCUAAUUACAACUGGUUUUAUGGUCCUGAGAGCCAGCUGGUUUUCUUGGAUAAGUUUGUCAUGAAAAAUGGAGCUGGCAACUGGCUGGCACAGCAGAUCAGAAGACACAGACCCAAAGAUGGGCCAAUGGUGGCGUCCACUGCACAGAGGUGGAGCACACUGCACACUGAGUUUAUAUGGUAUGCUGCAGAACUCACUCCUCAGCCGCCUCCUGACUACGGCACUGCUAAAAUGCAUGUGUUUCCUAACUGGGGAGUUGUAACAUAUGGGGCUGGAUUGCCAAACAGUCAGACAAACACCUUUGUGUCUUUUAAGUCUGGAAAACUUGGUGGACGUGCUGUCUAUGAUAUUGUUCAUUUUCAGCCAUAUGCUUGGAUUGAUGGAUGGAGAAGUUUCAAUCCAGGACAUGAACAUCCGGAUCAGAACUCAUUCACUUUUGCUCCCAAUGGACAGGUGUUUGUAUCUGAGGCUCUUUAUGGACCUAAAUUCAGCCACCUGAACAAUGUGUUGGUGUUUGCCCCAUCUCCUACAAGCCAGUGCAACCAGCCUUGGGAAGGGCAGCUUGGUGAGUGUGCCCAGUGGAUGAAGUGGAUUGGUGAUGAGGUUGGAGACUCAAUGGGAGAAAUUAUAGCAGCCUCUCAGUCUGAGGACAUGAUGUUUGUGAGUGGUGAGGCAGUAUCUGCUUACACAUCAGCAAUGAAAUUGAAAAGUGUGUAUCGCAUUUUGCUACUCCUAAAUUCUCAAACAUUGUUAGUUGUGGACCAUAUCGAGAAGGAGGAAGACUCUUCUGUUAAUUCAGUCAGUGCCUUUUUUCAUAAUCUUGACAUUGACUUUAAAUACAUACCCUAUAAAUUUAAGAACAAAUACAAUGGGGCUAUGAUGGAUGUGUGGGAUGCCCACUAUAAGAUGUUUUGGUUUGAUCAUCAUGGGAGUAGUCCUGUUGCUAGGAUACAAGAGGCAGAACAAGCUGCUGAAUUCAAAAAGCGAUGGACUCAGUUUGUAAAUGUUACCUUUCCUAUGAAAACCACACUUACAAGGAUUGUUUACCUUUUCUAUGGUCCAUAUGUCAAUGUUUCUAACUGCAGAUUCACUGACAAUGCAAAAUCUGGAUUUCAGAUUUCACUCAAUGUCAACAACACUGAAAAUACUGUAUCUGUUGUGACUGACUAUCAGAAUUUAAAGACAAGAUUCAGUUACUUGGGAUUUGGUGGUUUUGCGAAAGUAGUUCAUGAAAACAAAGUGACCAAGUUUGGUUUGGGUACUGAAUCUAUGGAAAAACGGAUAAAAAAUAAUAGCAUGGUUUUCCCAUUUGGAUUCAAAGUGAAUAUAAUUGCAGGGUUAAUUUUGGGGGUUAGUUUGGUCAUACUGGCUUUUCAGUGGCAAUUUUACAUUUCCUUCAGUAAAAUGUUGCGUUGGAUCUUAAUACUGGUUGUCACUCUGUGGCUUAUUGAACUGGUGGAUGUGUGGAGCACUUGUACGCAGCCCAUCUGUGCAAAAUGGAGCAGUGACAUGACAAGGCUAGAACACGAUAAAGGCAAUAAAGUCAAACAAUUAGAAGGAAACCCUGUUGUUUUGCCAGAUGUUAUCAUUACUUCACUUCCUGGUUCUGGUGCAGAAAUUUUAAAGCAGCUGUUUUUCAACAGCAGUGACUUCCUGUACAUCAGGAUACCUGCACCCUAUCUAGAAAUUCCUGAGACUGAAUUUGAAAUUGAUUCCUUUGUAGAUCCAUGUGAAUGGAAGGUUUCCGAUGUCCACAGAGGUCAUUUUCGACUUCUACAAGGGUGGUUCCAGUCUCUAGUUCGAGACACGAAGUUACAUUUACAAAACAUAAAUUUAUAUGAAGCCAGCAGAAGUAAAAUUGCUCAGCAUUCUACCAUAAACAGGAACAAAAAGAAAAGAUCCAAAAGGAGAGAAUCUCUGUCAGAGCAAAAAAGCAGGGCAAGAAUGAGUCAAGAUAAAGAUGCUGAAUAUAUUAGGGAACUGAGGAGGCAUCUUGUGUAUUACCCUAAUGCACGGCCUGUUCUCAGUUUAAGUAGUGGGAGCUGGACGUUAAAGCUUCCUUUCUUUCAGGAAAUCCUAGGACCUUCCAUGAGAGCUUUAUAUGUAGUAAGGGACCCACGGGCAUGGAUUUAUUCAAUGUUGUACAAAAAUAAGCCAAGCCUUUACUCCUUGAAAAAUGUUCCACAGCACUUAGCUGCAAUGUUUAAAUGGCAAAAUGGUAAAGGAAAAUGUAGUUUAAAUGAAGGCUAUGCCUUUGAAUAUGAAUCACUAAGAGAAGAACUUUCAAAUUCUAAUUCAAAUGCUGUUUCUGUGUUGUCCUAUUUAUGGCUAGCAAACACAGCAGCGGCACUGAGAAUAAACGGGGACCUACUACCGACAAAUUAUCAGUUGCUCAAGUUUGAAGAUAUUGUAAACUUUCCUCAGAAGAUGGCUGAAACGAUUUUUGCCUUUCUUGGUGUUCCUCUUUCUCCUGCUAGCUUAAACCAAAUAUUAUUUGCCACGUCCACCAAUCUUUUCUAUCUUCCUUAUGAAGGGGAAAUUUCACCAAGUAGCAUCCAUGCUUGGAAACAAAACAUGCCCAAUAAAGAAAUUAGACUGAUUGAAGAUAUCUGUUGUUCUUUAAUGGACCACUUAGGAUAUCCAAAGUUUAUAGACUAAAUGCUGCUGGUCAGCAGGAAUUUGCACUAAUGGUCUCUGAGUCCUAAUUUGUGGAUAAGAAUUAGAGAAGCUUGUUUAUUCUUUUAAAAUGUGUACAUUCUGCUACUUUCAGAGAGAUUAUUUUAUGAAAAAUAGUAGUUUUUUUUUUCCUUAACUUAUAUCUACUUUUGCUGCCUUCUAAAUAAAGCUGUAGAGCCUUUACAGAACUAUCAGCGGGGAGACUAUAGCUCAGGGGAUUAUUAAUAGGAUAUGAAGCCUUUCACCUUCAGCUUGCCAGUUUGACUCUAGGGCAGAUGAUCAGUUCCCAAAAGUUCUUAUAUGAUGGUUGUGUGGUGGCAUAUAUGAAAUUAAACUGAUGGUAUUGGCCAAAUUUCCUAAUGGUGGUAACCCUUGGACAGGUUUGCUGAUGCGUUCUGUCUGUCUCUUGCUCUAAUGGUGCAAAUUAACCAUAAGCCCAGUUUUAAAGCGGUUCUGACACUUCAGUUCUUCCCACUUCACUGGGAGAAAGCAGCCAGAGCAUUUGAGUGAAUCUAGUUCCUUACUGAAAGUCUCAGCAGAGAGGCCUAGGAUAGGAAUGGACAUGGAUAUCAAGUAUUCUUCUGUGGGUCCUUCAGCUCAGAUGUGCCACUUCUGUUGGGUGGCUGUUGUGCUUUGAAUAAAGAGAAGACUCAUUCUCCAGGCCUGACAGAGUGGUACCUUUUGUAAGCCUAAAGUAAACAAUCUGGAGAAAAAGGAAUGGGACACAAUCCAAGAAACCAAUAUCUCUCAAACUAGCAAUUAAAUGUGGAGAUUUUGUGUAAUUUUGACCCGCAUCUUCAUGUCAACCUGGUUUAAUUUUUAAGGUUGUUUACAUCUUUGCUUCCAGUACAGCUUCAUCCUGUACAUCCUAAGAGGUUCUGCAAGGUUUUUAUCUUUUUUCUGUGAGACUCUUCCAUCUUUUUAUUGUAACACAUUGCUGAUUGUUGUGCAGAACUUCAUGAGGGUAGCAUAGAUAUUCAGUGUUAUUGUUAGUCGUGUGUUAUUGAUGUCUGCAUAAAACGAGGAUCUUAAUAUUUAGAAGAUCCUAAAGAAAUCUCCAAGUCUGUAUUGCUGAGGGAUGUUUUGCUUCUCUGUACAGUGGAUUUCUGCUGGGCAACCAUUGCUAACCUAAGGUUUUCUAUCUGAGAGAGAAUCUGAAAUUCCCUCUCCACCAUCGCCUCACAUAUAAGUAGUGUUUCCCUGCAGUAAACUAUCCCUGAAGUCUGCUGAUUUUAACAUAAUUGGUAUUUCUUUGACAUGGUGCUCUAAUAUAAUAUUGGUUUGGAAACAGUCUUGAUGGGAUAGGUUUGUGUGUCAGUCACAGCUCAUUUUCUUCUUGAAUCACACUCUUUUGUGCGUGCCCAUUAAGAAAAGUUUCCUAUUUUAACUUGCUCAGCACUCUUUGGAAAUGCAUUCAUACUGUAAAUGUCUGCAGAUGCAUAUAUCAAAUCACAAGGAGACAUCUGCCUCCGUUACCAUCUGUUUUUUAUUACAAAUGGAAUUGUCUUGAAAUAUGCUUCAGUUGAUUUGUGGGAGCUGAGAUUAGAUUUUUGGUUUAUUAUAUUAAAAUAUAUGUGUAAUUACUAUUUAUUUGGAUGAUGGGCAAUGUCAGAAAUGUAAUGAGUUGCUUCCUGCAGAUUGCAAAUAUCUUUGCUGUUUUUUAAUACAAUGAAGUUCUUGACUUUCCUUCCAACCUUAUUAUGUCCCUGUCCUACCCCACUUUCUUGCUCUUGCCAUACAUACAUUUCACACCCUUUGCAGCAUAUUGUGAUCUCUCAUUAUGACCUAGAUGAAAUCAACUCUCUCAGUCAUUUAUAAUUAUGUCAAAAUUGGCCUCUAGCAUGAUUAAAGUUAUCGAUACAUUGAAGUCUCACUAAUCAUAACUUGGCUGUCAUUUUACUUUGACUGUAACAGGAACUAGCUGCGGUUGUUUUUUCCCCCCUCUUCAUUCCUAGAUUUCACCUCUGGUAGGUGGAAUGUUACAUCAAAGGAAAUACUAAAGCAUGUUAAUGUAUACUGACAUGUUAGUGAAACUUUGGUUUCCAACUAUCUUUCAAGUUGGCUUCUCUCUGAAACCAUUUUUGGUUGUAUGUAAAAGUUACUGUGUUGAUGUCCAUACAGUUUUAUGUACUUGACAGAGUAAGUCUCAGCUUUUGCUUUCUAUUUCCAGGAUUUAUGCUCUAUAAUUACAACAAAUAAAAAGCCUUUCCCCUUCAGAUGUUUUAGGACAGCUUUAGGUAAGAAUUAAGAAUGACUGGAUAUUUGUGGAAGUAGGAAGAGAUCUUUAAAUCCCUUCCUCACAGUGCUAUAUGGAACGUAACAACAGACAAUAAACCAGCUUUUUAAUUGUUUCUGAGUAAUGAGGGUGGACAGGGUCAUCUGUCAGUAAGGUCAUAUCUUGUUACUUUUAGAAUACAGGUUAUCCCAUGCAUAUAUGUGUAUAAUACAAGUCAUUGUCAUUUGUUAAAUGCAACAUUUAGGAGCCAUUUCUUUUUUGUGCUUUACUUUUCAGGGUCAAAGAAUGCAUAAUCUAUUACUCAGAUUUGGUUGCAUUGUGUGUUCCUUUUACAAAUGUAGUAAGAUAGUAGAGAACUCUAUUUUUGGAUCUUGUUGUGAGGGCAAAUGUAUUAAAGUCAUUGUGCUAAAUAUAUGUAGAAGGAAAAGCAGUGCCUUUAAAAAACAGAGUAGGAGUACCUAAGCUCUGACAAGUCCCCAAGUAAUUUUUAAUCAUAUAGCUGUUUUGUUGUGUUUCAGAUGAUAUGUCACAUGACUCUUUGACUGAAGUUAGUACCAGACAAGAUGCAUCCUAGCUGUAGAGUUGAUUGACUUUGUAUUGAAAUUUUGGUCUAGUACCUGAAUUAAUAUCCACCCAAGACACAAAAAACAGAAAGCUGAGGAAACAUACAUAUGAUUGAAGAGAAUGCCCACUAACAGAUCUAGAUCUAGGACUUGUAGAAUAAAUUUUAGCUGCAAGAUCCAUUUAAAUUGUGAAUAAAAUUGACGGUUGUGAUGUUGAUAAGUAGGAAUACUGUAAAAGCCUACUAGUAAUAAUAAUAAUAAAGAAAAACUUCUCUUUAUUAAAUGAUACAUUCAAGUUUUAUGUCUGUGCUGAUCUUAAGUCAGAUCAGUCAUUAAAUAGUUUGUUGUUUUUUUUUUUCCUUUUUUUUUUUCUUCUUCAUGGAAGCAUUCCCAUUGAUACUAGUAUGGCUCACUGUGUGAAGAAGGUGAAUGAAAUAUUAUAGUGUGAAAUAAUUUCUGACACUGUGGAGAGUUAUUUACAAAAUCCACCUCUAUCACUAGCAUCCAGAGGAAGAAUAGUCAUUAAGCAGGUGUAGACAUUAACCUCUCCUUUUUCCCUAAGAAGAUGCUUCAGACUAUCAGUAAAACAUUGAGAAUUAAAUCAGAUUUUUGUGAAAGCAUGUCUAGUUAGUGUUCUAGCACUUAAAGAUGCAAUUUUAUAAAGAUGGUCAUGAAAUAUUUUAUUUUAAACUUGCUUCUUAUUUCUCCCUAUUUUAAAUGUGGAUAAUUGUUUUUGCUG